AUGUCCUGCAUCAGAAUAUUACCAGUUAUAGCACUCUUUUUGAUUCAAUACACGACUCAGUCGGAGUUGGAUCGUGAUGAUGAUGUGUCAAUGAUAGUGGUGAAGCCACCAGCAUUACGAACCAAUGAUUAUGUUACAGUUGAAGAAAUCUAUCCUACUAAAGAGGCACUACGGAGACCUAGAUUUAAAUCAAGAAACAGAAAUAAAUCUAGGAAUAAAAAGGGUGGUCGUCCAUCAAAACCAUCUAAACCAACACGACCACCCCCAAAUACCGAUUCGUUCAUCCCUCCAAUAGAACAGUUCCAAGACAUGGUAGAUUCUAUCAACAAAUCUGACGAAGAGGAGCCGGUGGUUGUUCUCCUAUUCUCCAACAGCGUCUUCGAUCACAUCUCUGGUGGUAAUAUAAAUUUUGAUGGCACCACCGAUAUUAAGGUUGUGAAUGAAUUCAAUCCGAUUACAGACGAACAAAUUAUAAUAAAUGAUGAAAAAAAUACACUAAGAAAGAGAAAAAAAGACCCGUUAGUUCCUAUACUAAUAUUUUCAAACAAAUUCUUUAAUGACAUCAACGGUGGAAAUAUUAUAUUCGAUGGUAAAACUGACAUCAAAAUCACAAAUAACGCAGAAAAAAACGGCAAGGGGAUAAGCACGAGUGGAAAAUACACUAUAGAAGCUGCGAACAUCAGAUAUAAAACUGCCAACGGAAAAUUGCUUCCCACCAAAAUUUCUGUAGUCAUACCAGAUAUAGUAAAUAAAAAAAUUAAAGGAGGCACUAUAUACAUCAACAUGUUGAAGGAUAAAAGACUUGUACAUGACACGUCAGAUGAAGAAGACUGGUAA
Molecule: messenger RNA, 837 nt
Organism: Danaus chrysippus (African queen)
Lineage: Eukaryota; Metazoa; Arthropoda; Insecta; Lepidoptera; Nymphalidae
Source: the annotation of a GenBank genome assembly